Messenger RNA from Sclerotinia borealis F-4128, 669 nucleotides. The record is from the annotation of a GenBank genome assembly. NCBI's taxonomy places the organism in Eukaryota, Fungi, Ascomycota, Leotiomycetes, Helotiales, Sclerotiniaceae.
AUGUCCGAACAAACAGUCAACAUCCCACAACUCAUCAUCAUAAUCUUGGUUGGAGCAUUCGCUAUACGAUAUCUGUUUUUCUCUGGCACAAACACCGCAACGUCUGGUGCAAAUCGCAAUAGCGCAAACAAUAUACGAGCGCGAGAGGCAGACGUAGAGCGUAUACAGCAGAUGUUUCCACAGGUGUCGAGGAGGAGUAUCAUGUGGGAUUUACAGCGGAAUGGAGGGAAUGUGGUGGCUACUACGGAGCGGAUAUUGAGUGGUAGAGGCUUGGAAGUUAUUUACCCGCUUUCCAUGGCAUCCUAUGUACCUCCGCUAACACACACCACCAAGCCUCCCCAAUCUUUCCAACCUCCUCUUCCAGUAACUCCCACCGCCUCCUCAGCCUCGGUUCAGUCAUCUAAGCCCAUUCAACCUGAUCUAAUAACGCGAUACAAUUUGAGAGCGAAGCUAGCAGAAGAACAAGUGGAGAAACGAGAAGCCGAGGCCCUAGCAGCCAGCGAGACGGAAUCGAAAAAUAACCAAGGAGGAAAGGUACAGGCAUGGAGUUCUAACAAAAAUGAAAGACAGGCGCUUUUGCAGAAGAGGAGAGAGGAGAUGAUCCUAGCGGCGAGGAGGAAAAUGGAGGCGAGAGUCGCGGAGGAGGUUAACAAAGGUGGUGGUGCAUAG